Messenger RNA from Myripristis murdjan (pinecone soldierfish), 1771 nucleotides. It is a transcript of the gene rhbdl2, whose product is annotated as rhomboid, veinlet-like 2 (Drosophila). NCBI's taxonomy places the organism in Eukaryota, Metazoa, Chordata, Actinopteri, Holocentriformes, Holocentridae. The transcript is spliced from 8 exons. Gene Ontology annotation, molecular function: serine-type endopeptidase activity. Gene Ontology annotation, cellular component: membrane. The record is from RefSeq and is a predicted model, not a curated record. Bases 432 to 1325 code for a protein of 297 amino acids.
GUAAUAACAUGGCUUCAAAACAUCAACAUUCACGGUUAAUGUAGGAACGUUUACACUGAGUUUACUGGAAAAGGGAAGCGCGGUUUGUUUGGGCUGCGGAAGGAAGUUUGCUGCAGGAAAAAGCAAGGAAAGAUCUAUAAUUAUCUCAAGCAAGCUUUUUUUUUUCCCUCCGGGCUCUCAGGGACAGUCAUUUUGAGGAGGCAACCGAUCGCGGAUUGCUUGAUCCUAAACAUGGAGGAAUAAUUUGGACAAAAAAAAUGCUUUGCCCUGUAUAGAACCGCAUAAUGUAUUCUGUAUUUCAAUCUGCGACCGUCAGCAAAUUCUUUUAGUUUACAAUUUUAGUUGUUUACAGUCGUUCAAUCGAAUAAUUGUCGGACCUCCUGCAGUCACACAUCCGCUCUUCCUGUUAAAGUCUCGGGGUUGAAGAAGUGAUGGAUGACAUUGACAUUGAGGAGCAGGACCCCUUCCCUGUGGACAGAGAUGGGGUGCAGUGGAGGGAUGGAGACCAGACCGACAGUAAUAGAAAGCUGGGAUUUUGUGAGAAGUUCCAACGUUCAGUCUCCAAAUGGAUGCUUCCAGAAGACUCCCGCAACACAUACCUGGAGCGUGCCAACUGCUGCCCGCCUCCCAUCUUCAUCAUCUUCAUCAGCAUCGGGGAGUUGGCAGUGUUUAUCUACUAUGCGGUGUGGAAGCCGCAGAAGCAGUGGGUGACCCUGGAGGAUGGCAUCUGGAACAGCCCCCUCACCUACAGGCCAGAUGUUAGGGAGGAAGCCUGGCGCUUUGUCUCGUACAUGUUUGUCCAUGCCGGUGUGGAGCACAUCUUGGGGAAUCUGGUGAUGCAGCUGCUGUUGGGCAUCCCGCUGGAACUGGUACAUAAAGGCUUUGAAGUGGGGAUGGUGUACAUGGCCGGUGUCCUGGCAGGAUCCCUGGCCAGCUCCAUCUUUGAUCCUCUUAGUGCCUUGGUGGGGGCCUCUGGGGGUGUGUACGCCCUGAUAGGAGGCUAUUUUAUGAAUGCCGUGGUGAACUUCCGAGAGAUGAUUCCUCUCCUGGGAGUGUUUCGUAUCCUCGCCAUAGUGAUUAUUGUUGGAACGGAUGUUGGUUUUGCCAUCUACAGGAGAUUUAUCAGCAAUGAGUCUGGUUUGAAGGUGUCCUUUGUGGCUCACAUCGGAGGAGGGGUGGCCGGUAUGACCAUCGGCUACGUCUUCUUCAGCUGCUACAACAAGAAGCUGCUCAAAGACCCGCGUUUCUGGUUGUGUAUAGUGGGUUACGUGGUCUUUGUGCUCUUCGCUGUGCUCUUCAACAUCUUCCUGUCCCCAGCAUCGUAGGAUUUUAAACCCUGACUCACCAAAACGUUAAAAGUUACACUACAGGCCUUAAAGUCACACUCAGGAAGCUGUUUUCUGCUGAUACUAAUGAUGUACAUCAGACCAAAAGGUGAUUUUCAGGGACUAUGUGAAUAUGGUGCACAGGGUUUUGUUUGUUUUAUUUUUAUAAAAGUCAGACCUCCUUUUUUUUUCAACAACUUGAGUUCAAAUGGAAGGGAGCCUCCUGCUGUUUAGUGGUAGAAUUGCAUAAAGUAAAUCUUGUGUGUGUUAGGCAAUAACGUUGAUGACAAGGUGCCUUUUAUUCUUCUAUAUGCCUUAUAAUUCGGGUAUUGAUAUUUUUAGUACACACAUAUUUCCAUUUUUCACUUUGCUGUGUUUUUUAAGGGUAAUUUAUGUGUAUGCUUUUUGAUGUAUUCAAAGUGUUCAUGAUUAUCAGCAGCAUUGAG